CGGACGCCGCAGCACCAGCCAUCCAGCCAGCAGCCACUCACUCCUCACCCAGAGCUAUGGACGCGGCCGCCGCUUCGCAGUGGGCGGCGCAGGCCGGCAGCGCGUGCCCCGUGGGCGGCGCCGCCGGCGCGCUGUUCGCGCAGCUGUUGGCCACCCUGGUGCACGCACAGUGCGCGCUCGCCGACCGCAGCGCCUACCCGCCGGACACGGCGCGCCCGCUGCCCGAGUACGACUUCGUGGUGGUCGGCGCCGGGUCUGCGGGGGCGGCGGUGGCCGCCCGCCUCUCGGAGAACCCCGACUGGACGGUGCUGCUGCUCGAGGCCGGCGGCGACCCGCCGCCCACGUCCGACGUGCCCGGACUCUUCCCUCUGCUGCAGAAGACCGAGGCAGACUGGGCCUACCUGACGGAGCCGGACGGGCAUUCGUGCCUGUCGCUGAAGGGCGGCCGCUGCUCGUGGCCGCGCGGCAAGGUGCUGGGCGGCUCCAGCGUGCUCAACGCCAUGGUCUACAUCCGGGGCAGCCCGCAGGACUACGACAGCUGGGCCGCGCUCGGCAACGACGGCUGGGCCUACCGGGACGUGCUCCCGUUCUUCAAGAAGCUCGAGGACUUCGACGAGAAGGAACUGAAGAAGAGGCCGCACACAGAGUCCGUGCACAGCCGCGGCGGCCCGAUAUUCGCCACGAUGCCGGAAUUCCUCGAGCCCUACACGGAAUCCCUGGUAGAGGCUGCCCGGGAGCUCGGGUUUAAGAUAAUCGAGGACUACAGCGCCGAGCCGAACUUGGGGUUCGGCCGGGUGCACUGCAACAUCAAGAACGGCACCAGGUGGAGCACCGCCCGAGGGUACCUGGCGCCGGCCAGGGACAGGAAGAACCUGCACGUCACCAAGUUCGCCUACGUCACCAAAGUACUCGUCGACCCGGAGACGCGGACGGCUUACGGCGUUCGGUACGUAAAAGACGGCGAGGUAAAAGAAGUCGGAGUCAAGAAGGAGGUAAUCGUAUCGGCGGGAACUGUCGACACGCCCCACAUACUGAUGCACUCCGGAAUCGGGCCGAAAGAUCAUCUGGAGGAGUUCGGAAUACCCGUAAUAAAGGAUCUGAAGGUCGGAUACAACCUACAGGACCACCUGAUGUACACCGGGUUGUACUACACGUUAAAGCCGCCGACGAAGACGUCGCCCGAAGAGACCGCUUUCCAGUACCUGGUCAACAGGACGGGGCCGUUGUCGACCACCAGAGUCAGCUCCUUCACCGGGUUCCUCCGGACGGACGAGGCGCCCCCCAACCUGGUGGGCCUCCCGGAGGUGGACUCGCCGACCUACCCGGACAUGCAGAUGCACUACAUCUACGUGGAGAAGGAGCUGGCGGGCGCGCUGGCGCACGACUACAACUUCGGCGAGGACGCGGCGGCGGCGCUGGCGCGGCUGACGGAGCGCCACGACGCGCUGCUGGUGAUCCCGACGCUGCUGGCGCCGACGAGCCGCGGCCGCGUGCGCCUGGCGGGCGCCGACCCGCGCCUCCGCCCCCUCGUCGACGCCGCCUACUACGCGGACCCGCGCGACCUCGACAACCACGUGGCCGGCGUGGCGUUCGCGCACCGCAUGGGCGCGACGCGCGCGCUGCGCGGCGCGGGCUUCACGGUGCGCGACCUGCCGCUGGCGGCGUGCGCCGACCGCCGCCCCGCCACCGAGGACUACUGGCGGUGCGCGCUGCCCCAGCUCACCACCACGCUGUACCACCCGGCCGGCACCGCCAAGAUGGGGCCCGCCGCCGACCCCGACGCCGUCGUGGACCCGCGGCUGCGCGUGCACGGCGUGCGCGGCCUGCGCGUCGCCGACGCCUCCGUCAUGCCGCUCGUCGUGCGCUGCAACACCAACGUGCCGUCCAUCAUGAUCGGCGAGAAGUGCGCCCACAUGGUGGCAGAGGACUGGCGGCGGCGCGACGCCGGCGCCCGCCCGCCCAAGCAGGAGCUGUGAGGGCGCGGCUCCGGCCCGCCCGCUCAGCGGACAUCACCGGUUUCCGGCAGUGUCGCCCAUCCUUGGGCCCCAUUCGUAGUGGCACUGUAGCCAGUCUCACGAGAAAACUACGUUUCUUACGUACAGGAUCUAGCCUGCUCGAACAAGUCAGUGCUGAUCGUAGUUUUUAGUCGGUUUUGCACCCUCCAUUAGGCAACUCUUAAACUCAUCCCAAAUUUGCGCCUUACAAAAUUCGAUACACAGAGAAUUUCGUUUGGCUCCAUGCGGUGGAGGAAGUCUUUUUCAGUCAUGUGUCCCUAACCUAACCCACUUAGCCGACACAGUUUCCUCGCUGUUUAACGUGGAUUCUCAACUGUGUGUCGGUUGUGGAGACUUCUCACAUUGCUGGGAGGUAAAGGCAAACUGAAAAUUGCUGUUGUCCUACCGGGAUUCGAUUCCGCUAUUUCUCGGUUGCCAGGCAUGCUAUACCGCAGGCCCGGCGCCGAAACAGUUAUAAUACGUAACAGACAUUUCAUUGCUAACUCGGUCCUCAAACGGAUGGAACACACAACUUCUCUCCCUUAAACUAACUGAGCACUGUGGCGUCGAAACAGUAGAUCCUGUACAGUGGGACAAAGAGAGACACUGACAUACGUAUAUCAAUGUGAGUAUGAUGAUCGACAGUGCCGGAAACUGGCAGUCGUGAAAUAAUAGACAGCAUUCGACACAAAAGUGUUUUUUUUUUUUUUUUUUACCUUCGCUCGGACGCUAUAGGCGACCACGGUUGUUCUAUCACUGCAACAAAUUUCAUGAUAAACAGUGAUUGAUACACUCAGUAUGUGCCUCCUAGUAGUUAACAAACGUUAGGACUUCUUAUAUUCUGCAUGUUGUGCGUCUUUGGAUAUCUGAAAAAAAAAAAGGAUAAUUAUGUAUCAC
Messenger RNA from Schistocerca serialis cubense, 2891 nucleotides. RefSeq names its product glucose dehydrogenase [FAD, quinone]-like. The transcript is spliced from 3 exons. The record is from RefSeq and is a predicted model, not a curated record. The coding region runs from base 57 to 1976 and encodes 639 amino acids. Gene Ontology annotation, molecular function: ecdysone oxidase activity; flavin adenine dinucleotide binding. Lineage: Eukaryota; Metazoa; Arthropoda; Insecta; Orthoptera; Acrididae.